Messenger RNA from Stegastes partitus (bicolor damselfish), 3196 nucleotides. RefSeq names its product fibronectin leucine rich transmembrane protein 1a (gene flrt1a). The record is from RefSeq and is a predicted model, not a curated record. The coding region runs from base 104 to 2164 and encodes 686 amino acids. Gene Ontology annotation, molecular function: protein binding. The transcript is spliced from 2 exons. NCBI's taxonomy places the organism in Eukaryota, Metazoa, Chordata, Actinopteri, Pomacentridae.
UCCCUGUCAGCCCCACUUCAAAAAGGUGGAGGUCACAGGAUUCCAGCUCACUACAGCUUCGAGGAUCUGAGGAUUAACCGCACCCUUGGAAUAGAGAGAGACAAUGCUUAUGUUCACCAUGAUGGCACCUGCAUGCUUGGCCAGACCAGGGGCUCGGCUCUUCGUGCUGUUUAUUUGCUUGCCGCUACAUGCUGGCAUGCUUCAGUUUGCUGCAGCUACGAUACAAGGGUACAUCGGAGGCGCGGACAUGACCUGCCCAUCUGUAUGCAGGUGCGACGAGGACUUUAUCUACUGUAAUGACCGUGGUUUGAGCUCCAUCCCGUCACUGCCUCCUUCUGCGUCCGUCCUCUACCUUCAGAACAACCACAUAAACAACCCGGGCUUGCCCACCUCCUUGGAGCGCCAUCUCGCCGUCCGUGUGGUCUACCUCUAUGAUAACGAGCUGGACGAAUUUCCCAUGCACCUGCCACCGUCCGUGCGUGAACUGCAUUUGCAGGACAACAACAUCCGCACCAUUCCUCGUAGUGCACUCGCUCGGAUGCCGUUGCUGGAGAAGCUGCACUUGGAUGACAACUCUAUUUCCACUGUUUCAAUUGAGGAUCAGGCAUUUGCCGACAACCCGCGGUUACGCUUGCUUUUUCUGUCACGCAACCACCUGUCUAGUAUCCCCUCAGGACUACCUGCCUCUCUGGAAGAACUUCGCCUAGAUGACAACCGAAUUUCCACCAUUCCAACUCAUGCCUUCCGGGGCCUCGCUUCACUUCGAUGUCUUGUGCUGGAUGGAAACCUUUUGGCAAACCAGAGAAUUGCAGAUGACACAUUCUCUCGCCUUGCCAACUUGACCGAGUUGUCCCUCGUUCGUAACUCCCUUCAGACUCCACCUGUUAACCUUCCCAGUGCCCAUCUGCAGCGACUGUCUCUACAGGACAAUGCCCUGACUCAUAUGCCACGUGGUUCCCUGGAUGGCAUGCACAGGCUGCAGAGGCUAGACCUGUCAGGAAACAACCUCACUACGCUGCCAAGGGGACUUUUCAAAGACCUGGACAACUUGGGCCAGCUGCUGGUGCGAGGAAAUCCUUGGCACUGUGGCUGCAACCUUCGCUGGCUGUAUGACUGGCUACAUGCCCGUGGUAACUCGAUCACUGUCAGAGGUCUCACCUGCCACGGACCUGACAGAGUGCGAGACAUGGCUCUGGUAGACCUGACCAGUGAGAUGGAGGAAUGUGAGGUGGUGAGGACAGCAGGGACCAGAGACAGAGUAGGCGUAGGAGUCGAAAGCUCUACCACCAACACCCCUCCACAGGGUUCUCUCUUCACCCUCCGCUCGAAGCGACCUGGCCUGGGGCUUCCUGACUCUGGCUUAGACUACACUCUUAGCAGCAGUGGUGUGGGAAAGAGUCUGGCUCUCAAUGUGAAGCCUCUGUCUCACAACAGCGUCCGUGUUACAUGGAGCGUGGCUCAGCCCAGCUCCUCCUUCAGGCUAAGCUGGCUCCGACUCGGUACUGGAAACGCUAUGGGCUCAAUCACAGAAACGCUUGUCCGGGGCGAUCGCCGAGAGUACCUGCUCACGUCUCUGCAACCUCGCUCCAGCUACAUCAUCUGUAUGGUGCCCCUGCCUGCUAGUUCAGAAAACAAAGGAAUGAUUUCUGGAGAUUCAGAUUCUGAUGAAGCUCUGGUUUGUGCAAAAGCUGAAACGUCAGAUGUCAGCCCGUUGGAGGAAGAAGAAGAUGACAGCUCACAGCAGAUGGCGGCACUGCCUCUGGCAGGGAUUAUUGGUGGGGCUUCUGCCAUUGUGUCUUUGGCUCUCAUCUUUGGUGUCUUUUGUUGGUAUGGACAUAGGACUGGGCAUUUGUGUUCCCGUGACCACUACACUCGCAGCAGCUCAAGAAAAAACAAAAACUAUGAUGAUUAUAUCGAGUCUGGCACCAAGAAGGACAAUACUAUCCUGGAGAUCCGUGGCCCGGGCUUCCAGAUGACGCCUAUGGCAGCUUGCCAGCCAAUGCAGCCGAAACCCCUUCGAGAGGAUUACAUCAUUCAUACCAUAUUCCCCUCCAAUGGCACUGGCUUGUACAAAGGUGCCAACCAUGUUUCUAAUGCAGGACACGGCACUAAUCGUGGCUAUAGAGAAGGAGGAAUCCCAGAUAUAGACUACUGUUACACAUGAUGUACUGUACCAGAUCCUGUUCACAGUGUUAUUGGUAAACUGUAUAGAUGCACAAGUUCCCUUCGCAUGGACACUUCUGAAGCACCCCUCUGUGCCUUCUUCUUCUGGUUUCCCAUUCCAAAUGACCUGCUGUUCACUGCACUGAAAGUACUGUAUGUGAUUAACUGGAACUAAAACUAUGUGGGAACAGCUCUCUGCAGGAAGCAGCAGCCAAUGCCCCAGGUGUAAAUGCACAGCUGAGUGUUUCUUCACCAUCUUAGUAAUGGCCUGUGUAUGUUUCCUUUUCUGCUCUUUCCUUGUGACAUGUAAGCAAAGAAUGUAUCCACGACGGAAAAGGUCAGACUUAGCAUAAGACAGGUAGAGGUUCCUCUUUCCCAUGCAGGAGCCACAGCAUUCAGUUCAAAGUGGAUAAAGAAAUGAUGAGAAACAGACAUCUUUGGUACUCAUUUCCUGCUCAUACACAGUAUGUAGUCUUAUCAACUCAUUGUUCCAAAUGCCUCAACUAUAUUGAUGUGCCCUACCAGCUAUCCAAGGAAAGGGCUUUGUAAAGCUGUGAAUUGUUCUAUUUCAAACAACCCAGUAACCACUUGUCUUAAAGUAGGCUUGUUAUUACCUUAUUCAGUAGUCGGCUGGUUGAAGAUCUUAUAAGGGCUGGUCAGCCUUGGGUAUACCUCUUGAGAUUGUCCACAUGAGAUCAGUAUUGUAGAGUUGCAUCGGACGAAAUGCAGCACAAGCGUGUAGAUAAUUUACUUAGAUACCGACUUGGCUGUGUUUGAAAAAUGCUUUGCUAUUUUUUAUCAGUGGUUUGUUUAGUAAUGAAAUCCUGCACAGCUCUCUUUAUUUAUUUAUUUUGUUCCCUAUGUGAUGGUUUUUUUGUCUCUGCUAAAACAGCUUCUUUUUUUUUUUUUUUAAUUUUCACCCUCAUGUUUGUCAUUAUUGUUGAAACCCAGCUUUUGAUGAAGACAGUGGCUUUGUUCCAUCUUAGCAACAAGUGAAGGAAGUAAUAUGACGGCUGUCUCCAGGUUCAUGUAA